Neolamprologus brichardi is the source of this 811-nucleotide messenger RNA. NCBI's taxonomy places the organism in Eukaryota, Metazoa, Chordata, Actinopteri, Cichliformes, Cichlidae. The record is from RefSeq and is a predicted model, not a curated record.
ACCCAGUGUGACCAGUUUGGUCUUCCUAGCCCGGUCACCACAGCCAUCGUCCAGCGGGGGACGCUAAAGAGAGGCUGCGUGCUGGUUGCUGGGAAAUCCUGGGCUAAAGUUCGCUUCCUGUUUGAUGAGAACGGCUGCGCUGUGAAGGAGGCGGGGCCGAGUACUGCGGUGGAGGUGGUUGGCUGGAAGGAGCUGCCAUCAGCUGGAGAGACCAUCCUGGAGGUGGAGUCUGAGCAGCGAGCGCGGGAGGUGGUGGAGUGGAGAAGUCACGAUGAGGAGCAGCGGAAACUGCAGGAGGAGCAGAGCGCCAUCGAGCAGAAGCAGAAGCUCCACCUGGAGGAGUACCGCAGGGAGAGGGAGGGGCUGUCCCACCUGAGCUGGAGGCAGAGGAAGGUGGCGCUUUACCGGGCCAACAAGAGCCGCUUCGCCACGAGGCCCAGCGAGAGGAUGCAAAGCGACCAGCUCAGCCUGCCGCUCAUCGUCAAAGGUGACGUGGAUGGCUCGGUGGAGGCCAUCCUGAACAUCCUGGACAGCUACGACGCUCAGCAGCAGUGCGAGCUCGAGGUGGUCCAUUUCGGCAUAGGAGACAUCUCUGAGAACGACGUCAACAUGGCCGAAAUGUUUGGAGGCUCCAUCUAUGGCUUUAACGUGGCGGCGAGCCGUGGCAUCGAGCAGCUGGCGGCGAAGAAAGGCAUCCCGCUGCGCCUGCACAGCGUCAUCUACAAGCUGGUAGAUCAGCUGAAGGAGGAGCUCGGCGCCAAACUGCCACCGCUCGUCUCCGAGAACAUCACAGGUGAGUCGGCACCACACG